Messenger RNA from Carica papaya (papaya), 1110 nucleotides. Its product is annotated as pectinesterase PPME1-like. Gene Ontology annotation, biological process: pectin catabolic process; cell wall modification. The record is from RefSeq and is a predicted model, not a curated record. Lineage: Eukaryota; Viridiplantae; Streptophyta; Magnoliopsida; Brassicales; Caricaceae. Gene Ontology annotation, molecular function: pectinesterase activity.
AUGAGUAACUCAACAAGAUCCAGAUCCAAUUAUGGCUUUAAAGCCAUUAUUUUGGCAAUUUUAACGACUGCCACAGUCGUUACAUCGCGCUCACCAAUCCCUUCUGAUGGGAAAAAAUUAGAGAGCUGGUUCAAGGAGAAUGUCAAGCCUGCCUCGCAGCGAAAAGGCACCUUAGACCCUCUCCUGGCGGAAGCAGAGGUUGAACCGACCAUCAUAAGAGUCAGAAAAGAUGGGGCUGGAGAUUUCAAGACCAUAAAUGCAGCGAUCAAGAGUGUGCCGUUAGCAAACAAGAAACGAGUAAUUAUUUGGAUCGGAAGUGGAGAUUACCACGAGAAAGUCUGUGUCGAUAGAAACAAACCAUUCAUUACCUUGUAUGGAGAACCUGGCAAACUGACAAGGAUUCUGUUUGAUGACACCGCAGAAAAACGUGGAACCUUUGACAGUGCCACCCUCAUAGCCCUGCCUGAUUACUUCAUGGCUGUUAAUCUCGUUAUUGUCAAUUCGGCGCCAAUGCCUGACUAUAAAAAGACUAAAGGGCCACAAGCUCUUGCAAUGCGGAUUGAUGGAAACUGGGCUGCGUUCUAUAACUGCAGAUUCAUUGGCUUCCAGGAUACGUUAUGCGACGAUAGAGGCUCCCACUUCUUCAAGGAUUGUUACGUCGAAGGAACUGUUGAUUUCAUUUUCGGAAGAGGAACCUCCUUAUAUUUGAAUACAGAAAUUCACGUUGUCGAGACGAAUGGAUUGAGGGUGAUAACUGCUCAAGGAAGAAACAGUGCCAAGGAAUCCACCGGAUAUUUGUUCGCUCACUGUAGAAUAACAGGGAAAGGAACAGGAAUAUACUUAGGAAGGGCAUGGAGAGCUGCUCCAAAGGUUGUCUAUGCCUACACUGACAUGAGUAAUGUGGUUCAUCCCGAAGGAUGGAGCCAUAACUUUAGACCCGAACGUGCACAUACUGUUUUCUACGGAGAAUACAAGUGUACGGGAGCUGGAGCUAGUCAUGUCGGCAGGGUUAAGUACACGAAGCAAUUAACUGAUGCUGAAGCAAGAACCUUCUUGACUCUUGAAUAUAUCCAGGCAUCCAAAUGGCUGCUACCUCCCCCAAAAGUUUAA